Messenger RNA from Mycena citricolor, 406 nucleotides. Lineage: Eukaryota; Fungi; Basidiomycota; Agaricomycetes; Agaricales; Mycenaceae. The record is from the annotation of a GenBank genome assembly.
CUUUUCGCGCGCCCCCAGCUUGGGACUCGUUGUGCCCCACGGCGUGCUCAAGGACCGGAUGAGCGGCAACAACACGACACAGCCCCAGGAGGCCUCGAGUUUAUAUGCUCCCGGCGGUGCUCUGGACUCACAAACAACUUCGCAAGAGUAUGCGACGGGUCUGUACCCAGGGAAUGCGUCCGAUUCAGAAGCUCCAGCAGCGGUUAUGACUUUACAAGAACAUCUAGAGCUGGAGAACAAUCGGUUGCGCGAGAUAAUUGAGAUGUGGAAGGAUCGGGCUUUGCGUUGGAGAGAUAGCUUCGAGCAGCUGCAACGUACAAUCAGGGGGACCAUGUCCCACAUCGACGACACACUUUCUAUCUCAGAUAUCUAAUAAUGCAUUUUAUUACCAUACCGGAUAGUUUCU